Desarmillaria tabescens is the source of this 875-nucleotide messenger RNA. RefSeq lists its product as uncharacterized. Bases 75 to 578 code for a protein of 167 amino acids. The transcript has 3 exons. The record is from RefSeq and is a predicted model, not a curated record. Lineage: Eukaryota; Fungi; Basidiomycota; Agaricomycetes; Agaricales; Physalacriaceae.
CCUUGAUGCCAUCUGCCACGAUUAUUCCUGGAACCACGACGACGACGCGACGACGAUAACGAGGACAGUUCAUAAUGUCGGUAGCGACGGCGACGGUGCUGCCUCGUGAGCGCAGGUUCCCCCACCUGCUUCCCCCAGUGCCUCGUACACAUCCUAUGCCACUGCGAAAUGCCGGCUACGAGCCCAUGUACGGUCGUAUGAAUGAAUACCGCGACCUUCAACGUGAGAUGGACGAGCUGAGUGAAGAGGAACACGAGCUAGAGGAAAUGGACAAUAAUAUCCGUAUCCGCGGUUUCAAGACCAUCGUACCCAUCGGACGGGUCAAAACACAGCAAGAAGAGAAGCAAGAGGCAGAUGAAGCCACUCCAGAAGAUGACGAAGGUUCUGCUAUCUCUGGUGGCCCUCCGUCUGUAAUGGAAGGCGAUGAUGAGGAAGAGGAGGAAGAGGAAGAAGAAGAGGUUGAUUUGGAUGCUAGUAUGGAAGAUUUGGACGAAGGGUCAAGCGAAGAAGAGGAGGAAGAGGAACAAGACCUGGACAUGGACGUCCCCGAGGAUAUCGACGCCACACACUCAUUUUAGUGGGAAAACAUUAAAGAAUACUCUGACAGCGGUCAACGAAAUCUCGACCCCAGUUCCUCGAACGCCUCUUCGAGCUCAAUUCCACGGUUUAACGUUUAUUUUCCAAAGUAGCAAUAAACUGAGCCUCGCUAGUCAAUGCCAACCAAUUGACAUCCCGUUCCCCCGAAGCCGAGUCGUGUACUUUGAAUACUUGUAAUAGCGAAUGAGCUACGUAAAAGCUCAAUAUUUUGGCUUACAAUAUUUGACGAGUAAUUUGUAAAGACCUCGUAAUAAGACCAACUGUUGCUCACCCUGACC